AUGAGGAGAGCAAUGACGAACGACACAGUCAAAAACGAUAGUGGAAGUGUUGCUGAAAAGCCUUUCUAUGAAUAUGAUAAGCAACUUUCAUUAAUGAAAUACGCAGAUUCAUAUCGUGAUGUUCUGAGUUAUAAAUUUCUCAUGGCUGAAAUUCAAACAUACGAAAAUCCUCAGAAUGGAGAAGAAACAAUAAGACGUGAAAUCCUGAGACUUGAACACUUAUAUCAAAGUAAAUGGGCGAAGGAAUUUCUCGAACUAGUCGGUGCAAAAGAUUUGAAGCUGGUGAAUUUUUCUACUGAUGAAUACAGGAAGGCGUUUGAAGAAGAUAUUGCUUUUCAGCUCAACGUUUUUGCUCAUGAGGGAUUACACAAUGUGGUGAAAAAGAGUAUUUCAAGCAAAUGGGAAAAUCGAAAAUAUCUGGAUAUUGUAGAAGCUUUAUAUUUUGCGGAGACAUCAAUCAAUUUGAAGAGAAACGAAGUCCAAAUUGGAAUGAUAGAGAAGGACUUGAUGGAAGCGAAGAAAGAAAUGGAAAAAUUCAGAGCUGAACUUCAAGUGCUGGAAACAGCAGCAGUCGCCGCAACUAAUGUAUACAGAAAUAAAGCAAGCUCAUUGGAUGAUACUGAAAUUACGGAAGCGUAUUGGAAGGCUCGUACUGAUUUAGUCGUCGCCACAAGAGAACUAGUUGAAAAAAUAGAACCAUUGGAAAUGAAGAGGAUUGCAUAUUUGAAAUCAGUAUUAUUGAACUUUGUUUCAGCUGCAGAAAAGUGA
Messenger RNA from Trichobilharzia szidati, 768 nucleotides. NCBI's taxonomy places the organism in Eukaryota, Metazoa, Platyhelminthes, Trematoda, Strigeidida, Schistosomatidae. The record is from the annotation of a GenBank genome assembly.